This is a messenger RNA of Salvelinus fontinalis (brook trout), 1539 nucleotides long. RefSeq lists its product as uncharacterized. Lineage: Eukaryota; Metazoa; Chordata; Actinopteri; Salmoniformes; Salmonidae. The coding region runs from base 678 to 1448 and encodes 256 amino acids. The record is from RefSeq and is a predicted model, not a curated record. The transcript has a single exon.
GGACCAGAUGGGACUCAUUCCCUCCCAAACUAAAAGGAGAAACCAAUGUUUUCUCUGGUAGGCUCAACCUACCUGGCACCCCUAGAAAUAACCUCAAGUCAAAACCGUUACAAGAUGCACCACACUCUCUGCACACAGAUGCACCACACUCUCUGCACAGAUACACAACACUCUCUGCACACAGAUACACAACACUCUCUGCACACAGAUACACAACACUCUCUGCACACAGAUACACCACACCCUCUGCACACAGAUACACCACACCCUCCUCUGCACACAGAUACACCACACCCUCCUCUACACACAGAUACACCACACCCUCCUCUACACACAGAUACACCACACCCUCCUCUACACACAGAUACACCACACCCUCUGCACACAGAUACACCACACCCUCUGCACACACAUACACCACACCCUCUGCACACACAUACACCACACCCUCUGCACACAGAUACACACCCUCCUCUGCACACAGAUACACCACACCCUCCUCUGCACACAGAUACACCACACCCUCCUCUGCACACAGAUACACCACACCCUCCUCUGCACACAGAUACACCACACCCUCCUCUGCACACAGAUACACCACACCCUCAUACUCAUCUUACCAUCCAUCCCAGGCAGGGAAUUCUGUCAGCCAUGUUGUCAGGGGGGCCUGGGCAGAGAUGAGGACUGAGGUGAAUUCUGUCAGCCAUGUUGUCAGGACCUGGGCAGAGAUGAGGACUGAGGUGAAUUCUGUCAGCCACGUUGACAGGGGGACCUGGGCAGAGAUGAGGACUGAGGUGAAUUCUGUCAGCCAUGUUGUCAGGGGGACCUGGGCAGAGAUGAGGACUGAGGUGAAUUCUGUCAGCCAUGUUGUCAGGGCCUGGGCAGAGAUGAGGACUGAGGUGAAUUCUGUCAGCCACGUUGACAGGGGGACCUGGGCAGAGAUGAGGACUGAGGUGAAUUCUGUCAGCCAUGUUGUCAGGGCCUGGGCAGAGAUGAGGACUGAGGUGAAUUCUGUCAGCCAUGUUGUCAGGGCCUGGGCAGAGAUGAGGACUGAGGUGAAUUCUGUCAGCCAUGUUGUCAGGGCCUGGGCAGAGAUGAGGACUGAGGUGAAUUCUGUCAGCCACGUUGUCAGGGCCUGGGCAGAGAUGAGGACUGAGGUGAAUUCUGUCAGCCAUGUUGUCAGGACCUGGGCAGAGAUGAGGACUGAGGUGAAUUCUGUCAGCCAUGUUGUCAGGGCCUGGGCAGAGAUGAGGAGUGAGGUGAAUUCUGUCAGCCAUGUUGUCAGGACCUGGGCAGAGAUGAGGACUGAGGUGAAUUCUGUCAGCCAUGUUGUCAGGGCCUGGGCAGAGAUGAGGACUGAGGUGAAUUCUGUAGAGAUAGGAGAAGAGACUGUUCUGCAGGAGAAUGUGUGUGCUGUAAGGAUUGAACAGCUGGCAGCUCUGAGAUAACUCAACACCCCAGCCUCCUCCCUGCUCUCCCUUCCCUCGUUCCCUCCCAGGUCAGAGGUCACGGAUCAGCCCAUCUCUCUAUCCCUUCCUC